This is a messenger RNA of Sander lucioperca (pikeperch), 1901 nucleotides long. It is a transcript of the gene tfb1m, whose product is annotated as transcription factor B1, mitochondrial. Lineage: Eukaryota; Metazoa; Chordata; Actinopteri; Perciformes; Percidae. Gene Ontology annotation, biological process: rRNA methylation; transcription initiation at mitochondrial promoter. Gene Ontology annotation, cellular component: mitochondrial matrix. The coding region runs from base 70 to 1134 and encodes 354 amino acids. The record is from RefSeq and is a predicted model, not a curated record. The transcript has 8 exons. Gene Ontology annotation, molecular function: mitochondrial transcription factor activity; rRNA (adenine-N6,N6-)-dimethyltransferase activity.
CGUAUAGGGAAAUAUAAGGAAGAAAACAGCACCGGUGAGAAACGUGGGUUGACUCUGUUCACCUGAACGAUGGCUGCCUCAGGGAAACUGGCGUCUUUCCGUCUGCCUCCCUUGCCUACUGUAGGCGAGCUCAUAAAGCUGUACAACCUGCGAGCUGAGAAACAGCUCUCCCAGAACUUUCUGUUGGACUUGAAGCUCACAGACAAAAUAGUGCGUCAGGCAGGCAGUUUGAGGGAUGCCCAUGUGUGUGAGGUGGGUCCUGGUCCCGGCGGUCUCACCCGUUCUAUUGUCAAUGCCGGGGCGGCGGACGUGCUUGUGGUGGAAAAGGAUACACGCUUCAUCCCAGGGCUGAAGCUGCUGUCUGAGGCAGCACCAGGGAGGUUGAGGAUCAUCCACGGGGACAUACUCACCUACAGAAUGGACCGAGGAUUCCCAGAAACUAUCUCUAAGCCAUGGGAGGGAGAUCCACCAAACCUUCACAUCAUAGGGAAUCUCCCAUUCAGCGUCUCCACUCCCCUCAUCAUUAAGUGGCUAGAGAACAUAGCCAACAGAACAGGGCCCUUCAUCUACGGACGCACCCGGCUCACCCUCACUUUCCAGAAAGAGGUUGCAGAGAGGCUGACAGCCAGCACAGGCAGCAAACAAAGAAGCCGUCUGUCCAUUAUGGCCCAGUAUCUCUGCACAGUCCGAAACUGCUUCACCAUCCCUGGACGGGCUUUUGUCCCUAAACCAGAGGUGGAUGUGGGAGUAGUUCACUUCACCCCUCUGGUUCAGCCCCAGAUCCAACAACCCUUCAAGCUGGUGGAGAAAGUCGUCCGGAACAUUUUCCAGUUCCGCAGGAAGCACUGCCAUAAAGGAGUAGAAAAGUUGUUCCCUGAGGCAUGUCGUGUAGAGCUGACACAGGAGAUGAUGCAGAAGGCAGACGUGGACCCCACUCUACGCCCUACAGAUCUCACCAUACCCCAGUUCAGGGCUUUAGCAGAUGCCUAUGCUCAUUUCUGCACCCAUGAACCCAGUCUCCUCAGCUAUGAGUUCAGAGAGGAGCUCAGACUGAAGCACCUCGCCAGGCAAAGAAACAAACCAAUGGACACAUUUAUGGACAAGCCAACCGGCACACCACCCAGUCCUCACUAAUAGCCUCUUUUAGCACAGAGAGACAACAGACUGCUCUUAUCCUUGACAUUUCCACUGGCAUAGGCAUGCAUUUUUAAAAACUUUUUCCCUGCACCCAGGGAGCAAUAGGUAACCUGGUAUACAUGAAAUACUGGAACAGAGACAAGAACCACAAGGCCAUAAAGAUCCUGGGUGGGUUGAAUCAGUUCCAAGACCUUUCUCCAGGAUAGGGCAACUCAAAGCAGUCAUGUGUAGUUACCCACAGUAGCUCUUUAACUGUGAGUAUCUCUGUAUUUCCCAAUUCUUACUUCAGAUCCAACUCGCAUAACACCUUGUCCUGUGGGACCUGAAAGAACCGUCAGUGUUCAUGGUGAUUUAGAAAAUGGGAACAACAUGGCAGCACCGGGUAUCCAGGCCGUUUUUUCCCUCCUCUCUAUGUACUGUAUUGCUUAGUCACUUGGAAGACAGAGAUUAAAGGGAGGAGAAAAGUGGUGGGAAUUUGUCAUCUCUAGAAAUACUUUUGUUGUAUUAAAUGAAGAGGAAUCCACUGGUAAUGCCUAUAUUUAUAUAUAUGUAAAAAAAAAAAAAAAAAAAAUUAAACCCAAUCUGCAAUUGAUCUAAAUUAAUCAAAUCUAACCCUUUACCUUUUCAAAAUGCAAAAUCAUAAAUGUUAGUGGAGGAACUGUCUUUACAUUUCUUGUACAGAAUACAGCAUGUAUGUUAAAUAGAUCUGACCACAGUUUUGUUUUAUGGGGUUUUAUGUCAAUAAAAGUGUUGUUUAUUGUGUU